Condylostylus longicornis is the source of this 2135-nucleotide messenger RNA. RefSeq names its product serine/threonine-protein phosphatase beta isoform. Gene Ontology annotation, molecular function: protein serine/threonine phosphatase activity. The transcript has a single exon. NCBI's taxonomy places the organism in Eukaryota, Metazoa, Arthropoda, Insecta, Diptera, Dolichopodidae. Gene Ontology annotation, cellular component: nucleus; cytoplasm. The record is from RefSeq and is a predicted model, not a curated record. Bases 654 to 1646 code for a protein of 330 amino acids.
GUAAAACUUGCAUCGUGCGUAAAAUCGUUCUAAAGUAAAGACAAAAAUAUGGGUGAAAACGCAACGGCAACAUUUUAUUUUUAAAAUUUUGCUCUAUUAUGUGUAUCAAAUAGCAGAUGGCAUCGCAUUCGUAGUUCGCAUCUCUAAUUUUCAAAUUUCAAUGUUGAAAUUUUUGACAAAAGAUAAAUUUUUUGACAUAGAAAAUGACAGUCGUUGUUGAGUUUUCCAUGUGAGUGGACUGUGAGGAUUUAUAGUGAAAUUUUAUUCGCGUUUUACAAUUAGAAGUUUUUAUUUUUGAUUUUUUCAAUUGGAAAUGUAUAAAGCAAAAAUUUAUUAAUAGACACAGAAACCUUUUGUAUAUAUAUUUAGGAUAUACACGAACAUGCGAAAUUAUUAAAGCUUUUUAUGUUUUUAAGAUCUAUAUUUAAUUUUUCUGAAGAAAAUCCAUUUAAGAAAAAGAAAAAAGUAUUUGACUGCAUUUAUAAAGAAUAUUAUUUGACGUAAAUUUACGUGAAACAAAAAAAAAUCAAAGUUAAAAAAAUAAUUUUUAAUAGACUGUGAUUAAAUUUUGCAAUUUGCAGUUUAUUUUUAAAUUAAGGAAAUUUAUGGGCAGUUCAUGCAAAAUUUAAGAGCAUUUAUACAAUAAAGACAAUAUGGCUGACUUUGAUCUGAACGUAGAUAGUUUAAUUAAUAGGCUUCUGGAAGUGCGAGGAUGCCGUCAAGGAAAACCAGUACAAAUGAGUGAAGCAGAAGUACGUGGACUAUGUCUAAAAUCAAGAGAAAUAUUUUUGCAACAGCCAAUUUUAUUAGAAUUGGAAGCUCCACUAAUCAUAUGUGGCGAUAUACACGGCCAAUAUACAGAUUUAUUAAGAUUAUUUGAAUAUGGAGGGUUUCCACCAGCAGCCAAUUACUUAUUUCUUGGAGAUUAUGUUGAUAGAGGAAAGCAAUCAUUAGAAACAAUAUGUUUAUUGCUGGCAUAUAAAAUAAAAUAUCCAGAAAAUUUCUUUUUAUUACGUGGUAAUCAUGAAUGUGCUAGUAUUAAUAGAAUUUACGGAUUUUAUGACGAAUGUAAACGGAGAUACAAUGUAAAAUUAUGGAAAACUUUUACAGAUUGUUUUAACUGCUUGCCAAUAGCUGCUAUAAUUGAUGAAAAAAUAUUUUGUUGUCAUGGUGGGCUCUCACCUGACUUACAAGGUAUGGAACAAAUUCGUCGUUUAAUGAGACCAACAGAUGUUCCAGAUACAGGUUUAUUGUGUGAUUUAUUAUGGAGUGAUCCCGAUAAAGAUAUUCAAGGUUGGGGUGAUAACGAUCGUGGUGUAAGCUUUACAUUUGGAUCUGAUGUUGUAUCAAAAUUUUUAAACCGACAUGACUUAGAUUUGAUAUGCAGAGCACAUCAAGUUGUUGAAGAUGGUUAUGAAUUUUUUGCUAAACGUCAAUUAGUAACAUUAUUCUCCGCACCAAAUUAUUGUGGCGAAUUCGAUAAUGCUGGCGGUAUGAUGAGCGUGGAUGAGACAUUAAUGUGUUCUUUCCAAAUAUUAAAACCAUCCGAGAAAAAAGCAAAAUAUUUAUAUAGCGGCAUUAACUCCAGCAGGCCGUCUACGCCCCAAAGGAACCCGUCACCAAUAGGUUCUAAUGCCAAAAAAUAAUAAAAAUGUAAUUAAAAAGAUUUAUCUUAUAAUGUUAUUACUAAAAUACUAAAUACAAAAAAAAAAGAAAGAAAAACAACAAAAAAGCUUUUUUGUUAUUAUUUUAAUUAAAAAAAAUUGUAGAAAUAUUAGACGUGCACAUACAUAUAUUAAGUAUUAUAGUCAAAUUAUCAAUCUAAUAUGAUUAAGCACACAGAAAGUUGCAGUUGAAAGAAAUACAAUCAAGUUAUCUUAUUGAAAUGUUAAAUAUAUACAUACAUUUUUUUUGUUCAUUUUUAAUUUGUCAAUUAAAGUGCUUUUCAAUUGAGCUAUAGUUUAGUUUACUUGCAAAUAUAUAUAGUCAGUUGUUACUAAUAAAGAAAGUUAAUUAUAUAUUUAAAUUAAUUUCAUUAAUAUAACUUCGUAUUUAUUCAGCAUAUGACAUUUUCUUUUCUUCUUUGAAUAGAAAUUGAUUUUACAACGCACAGUUGAAAUAUAACUAAUUUUUUG